Bactrocera oleae (olive fruit fly) is the source of this 923-nucleotide messenger RNA. The record is from RefSeq and is a predicted model, not a curated record. Lineage: Eukaryota; Metazoa; Arthropoda; Insecta; Diptera; Tephritidae.
AUGCAAAAUGUGAACGCUCCUACAUUACAAACUAUUCGUAAAACAUUUGCUUCAGCUUCUAGUACUACUACUACCAACUCCUCCACCAUAACCAAGUCCAACUCAAAUUCCUCGAACGCUACCGAUACAAUCGAUACUACUACCACUACUGCUACUACUACAAGCGACAAUGUUGUUGCAACGGUCGACGCUGCUGAAACAGCGCCCUUUACAACAACACCACCACCACCCCAUUCACCAUUCUUUAGCAAGCUACCAGUAUCGCCCUCCUUUGACGAGAUGUUCGCCACGUCACCGUUCAAGAGCCGAAUUUAUGACGAAUUCGAAAGGUUUUGGCGUAGCUUUGAUCAUACCACAUAGCUCUGAAGCUAUCUACAUACCUACAUUGCAACAACCACAAAAAAUUAUAUACAAGCCGCAGUAAUGUGUCAUGUGAUGUUGCAACAACAUUUCGUGCGAUUUGCAACUAGCAAGCCGAGUAUUCCCGAACCCUGUGAAUGAAACCCCGUAUUGUGUAGUCUUAUCUACUUACGUCUUACAUAUACACCUACUACCACUUCUACUAUUAACUACUACAAUUACAACAACAACAAUUUAUUAAACUAUUUUAAUUUUUUAUGAAUUAUUACUAAAAUUUAUUUGGAUUAUUAUUAUUUUGUAUUACUUCUAAACGAUAUUCGCGAAAACGAUAUUAACGAAAUUAUAAAAAAAAAUUAAAAUAAAAAAUAAUGUAUUUAUAAAAAAAUCAAAAGUACUAAUGAAAUUAAAAGUGAUGCAUAUAUUUAUAAAAAAAACAUAAACAACAAUUACUGUUACAAAACCAACCCGCUUGUAAAAUUAGUAGAUGAAAAUUAUGUCUGUAUGCUCUUAGUUUAAUAAUAUGUAUGUAAUAAAUAUUAAUGCAGUUCUUUGUUGAAUAAAAA